This is a messenger RNA of Xylona heveae TC161, 1860 nucleotides long. RefSeq names its product glycosyltransferase family 8 protein. Gene Ontology annotation, cellular component: cytoplasm. The transcript has 7 exons. Gene Ontology annotation, molecular function: glycosyltransferase activity. Lineage: Eukaryota; Fungi; Ascomycota; Xylonomycetes; Xylonales; Xylonaceae. Bases 1 to 1860 code for a protein of 619 amino acids. The record is from RefSeq and is a predicted model, not a curated record.
AUGGAGGGCGCUGGAGAGGAUGUGUAUUGCACGCUUCUCAUGAGCGAUUCAUAUCUGCCAGGUGCCUUGGUUCUCGCUCACUCGCUUCUUGACUCCGGCACUCGGAAGAAGCUUGCGGUUCUAGUUACACUUGACAACCUACACUAUACAUCAUUAGCAGAGCUUCAAAAACUGUACGACUAUAUCAUCCCCGUGGAACGAAUCGUGAAUAAAUCUCCUGCAAACCUAUAUCUGAUGGAUCGGCCGGAUUUGAACGCCACAUUCACCAAAAUUGCUCUUUGGCGCCAACAACAAUUCCGCAAGAUCGUCUACAUUGAUGCGGAUGUAGUCACCUUGCGAGCGCCUGAUGAAUUGUUUGAACUUGACACAUCCUUUGCUGCUGUUCCGGAUGUUGGCUGGCCUGAUUGCUUCAAUAGCGGCGUUAUGGUGUUGAAUCCCAAUCUUGGUGAUUUCUAUGCUCUGCUCGCUCUUGCGCAAAGAGGAGUCAGCUUUGAUGGCGCCGAUCAAGGGCUUCUCAAUAUGCACUUCACGAACUGGCACAGACUGAGCUUUAGGUACAAUUGUACACCCAGCGGCCACUAUCAAUAUGUGCCUGCCUACAGGCAUUUUCAAAGCAGCUUGAAUAUGAUUCAUUUUAUUGGCCAUGAAAAGCCUUGGCUUUCCGGUCGAGAUGCACCCUCGUCAUCGGGUGUCUAUGAGGAGCUCCUUGCUAGGUGGUGGGCUGUGCAUGACCGCCAUAUGAAGCCAAUUGCCAGCUCGAGAACCUCGGAACCCACAACUCACACAGACGCAGGACACCUACCAACGGUCUCAGAGCAGACUGCAACAGAAGACCUUCCGAUACAGCACCCCAUAUACAUUCCAUAUAAAGAAGCGCAAAUACAAUCUAGCACGCCCACGGCGGUUGCUUCCACCCCUACGAAUGUCACUUCCUCAAAGGAAGAACCUCAAACGUCCUUGUCUCGUUUUUCUCCUCCGAUGACCGAAUGGGAUCCCUCUCGAGCGCCACCUCCAGCCGAUUCUAAGCCUGAGGCGUUAAAUUUUCCACAGCAAUCUUACAGCAUGUCCGCAGACGGUGAGCUUUUCCGCCCACCAAACGCCUAUCCCGAACCCCCCAAAGGGAUGUACUAUGAGGUACCGAAAACCGCGCCCAAAUUCGAACCUAAGCCCUUAUUUCCAUGGGAGCAUACUGCGGCAAAACCUACCAGAGUCUUCGCAGACGACCUGCCGUCAAAACCGGAAGAGUCUAGCAUUACUCCACCUCUAGGCGAGGAAAAUGAUGUAGAUACAGCCAGCCCAACGACCCCAACUAUUAAUAUCAUACCGCCUGAUGCAUGGCAAAAUUACACCCGAAGCAACGCAUGGGACGAUGUCCCUGAGAUUGAAAGAUAUAUUACUUCCAUGCAACAGGCUCGAAAAGGCCGCGUACAAGUUCUUCUAGACACCAAGGCUGGCGAUGAACCCAUACUUUCGCCCAGCAUUGAAGCCGGACCUGCACGCCGAAAAGCAAGUCUAAGACUUACUGAUUUUCCGAGCGAGGUUGAACGCCCCAGCCUCCCAGUUACUCCUGCGCCCAUCCGAAGACCAAGUUUCUGGGGCGAGGAAAGGAACGAGGAGGGUGAACUCCCUGCAGCCGAAGGAGUUCCGAAGCAAGAAGAAUGGAAUCCCGCUGCUAAACUGGACGAGCUUCUCCGGAGACAAUCCGAAGUGCUCAUGAAUCCGGAGCCAGUCUCAUCACCACCAAAGCCAAUACCUAAUCGAGAGAUGCCAAGCUCUUCAGUUGAUGCUUCCAAACCAGAUUUCGCCGAAAAUAAAGAUACUAAUGAGGACGACUCCCCUGGAAUGGUCCCUGCUUCCUGA